Striga hermonthica is the source of this 1380-nucleotide messenger RNA. Lineage: Eukaryota; Viridiplantae; Streptophyta; Magnoliopsida; Lamiales; Orobanchaceae. The record is from the annotation of a GenBank genome assembly.
AUGGGUGUCUGUGUCUCAAAGCCCAACAAGAAGCUAAAAUCAAAGGCCAAGAGUUUCUGCAAGUCAUGCAGGUUUCGUCGAAAGAUAGCUCCAUCGAAUCUGAUUGUGCCUACAGUUCAAGAAAUUUACGGUGGUGACUUUUCUGCCCGUGAAUUUGAAUUUACCAGCAUCGAAAAUGACGAGACAGCAACUUUCCAGAGGUCUCAGGUUCAAAAUGCCUCUGUUCUUUCUCGGGCGCAAGACGAUGACAACCGAUCUUUUUCAAACGGAAUACUGCAAGAGGAACAGUGGUUCGACUCAGUAAGCGUCCUCGAUUCCGAUACAGAUGAAGAUUUUAUCAGCAUCGGGGGAGAUGUUUACACAACAUUAGGCACUCCAACCGAGAGCUACUCAUCCCCUAAAAACCACUCCAGUCGAAUCGAUUCAAGUAAAACAAGAGAUGCUUUGAAACUCGAGGGAAUAAAAAAAUUUGACGAAUUAUGCUAUGCGCAUUCCGCUAGGAAAAGACAAGACAUUUAUUUUCCAAGCUCAAAAGCCAACGAUAAACCGAGAGCUGGGGUCGUUAUAUCACCAUCAACAGCUGAGAAGCCAAUUCCAGGCUGCUGGUGCCCUGUGCCACCUUCUGCUUUUAAGCUGAGAGGAGAGAAUUAUUUCAGGGAUAAAAAGAAAUAUCCUGCUGCUGAUUAUAGCCCUUAUGUACCUAUCGGUGUCGAUUUAUUCGCCUGCCCUCGAAAGAUAAAUCACAUUGCAGAGCAUAUUGAGCUUCCAUGUGUAAAUUCACACCAUCAAGUGCCUUCCCUUCUAAUUGUCAAUAUUCAGCUUCCUACUUAUCCAGCUUCAGUAUUUCUUGGAGAGAGUGAUGGGGAGGGGAUGAGCCUUGUAAUAUAUUUCAGAUUGUCUGAAGAUUUUGAUAAAGAAACUUGUCCUAGAUAUUUAGACUCCUUGAAGAGGUUCAUUGCGAACGAGACGGAAAGCGUGAAAAGCUUUGCAAAGGAAAGUGUUGUUCCUUACAGGGAGAGGCUAAAAAUCAUGGUCAAUCCCGUAAAUCCUGAAGACCUCGGUUUGAGCUCUGCAGAAAGAAAGCUUUUAAAUGCGUACAAAGAUAAGCCGGUGCUUUCGCGUCCACAACAUGCUUUCUACAAGGGACAAAACUACUUAGAAAUUGACCUUGAUGUGCAUCGGUUCAGCUAUAUUUCGAGAAAAGGACUCGAAGCAUUUCGAGGACGAUUGAAACAUGGGAUACUUGACCUGGGGUUGACAAUUCAGGCACAGUCGCCGGAUGAACUGCCCGAGAAAGUAUUGUGCUGUGUGCGGCUGAACAACAUAGAUUUUGUGAAUUCGGGCCAAAUGCCGACACUUGUUGCACAAAACCAUGAAUGA